AUGGAGAGUCCCCCACCCAAGGAAAAGAAACCUCCUCUGUUCUUCAAACAUGACGCCAAACGGGCCGAACAAAAACCUGACACCAGUAAAUCACCACUGAAGAAAGUCAGUUCAAAGGCUGUGGUAACUGGAGGGGCCGGCUAUUUUGGAUUCACCCUUGGCUGCGCGCUUGCCAAAUCAGGGACAGAUGUGAUUAUCUACGAUAUCAAAAAGCCUCUGUGGCCAAUCCCGAAAGGCAUCGUGGUUGUGCAGGCAGAUAUCAGACAUCGCAAUGACUUCUACACGGCCUGCGAAGGUGCUGAUUGCGUCAUCCAUGCCGCUGCAUAUGGAAUGUCGGGGACAGAACAAUUACACAGGCGACAAAUUCAGUCCAUCAACGUCAGAGGAACCGGCAUAGUCAUUGAAGUCUGCAAGCAACGGAACGUUCCCCGGCUGAUCUACACCAGCACGGUCAACGUAGUCUUUGGGGGGCAAACUAUUUUAGAUGGGGAUGAGGAGAGUGUGCUGUAUUUUCCUUUGGCCGAGCAUGUUAAUGAAUAUUCCAGGACCAAAUCAAUUGCAGAGCAAAUGGUCUUAGCAGCAAAUGGAUCAACCCUAGCAGGUGGUGGCAAGCUGUAUACCUGUGCCUUACGUGCCCCUGGCAUCUAUGGGCCAGAAGAACAAAGACAUAUGCCUCGAAUGGCGUUGAAUAUCGAAAGGGGGAUGUUUAACUUCAAAAUUGGGAGUGCUGACACACUGAUGAAUUGGGUCCAUGUCAAGAAUCUCGUGCAAGCCCAUAUCCUUGCUGCAGACGCUCUGACUCCUGAGAAGAACUAUAUAGCGAGCGGCCAGGCAUAUUUUAUCAACGACGGAGAGAAAGUUAACCUUUAUGAAUGGUUAUCUCCGCUGUUUGAAAAAUUAGGUGCCCGGAAGCCAUGGAUACCCGCGCCACUUUUUUUAGUUCACCUGUCAGCGGUAUUUAUGGAGUAUGUACACAUGGUAUUGUGGCCCUUUGUGGAAUUUACCCCUCUUGUCACCAGUUACGAGGUGCACAACAUUUCUUGCACACACACAUUCAAAACGGAUAAAGCUCACAAGCAACUGGGUUACACCCCAAAGAAGUACACAUUUGCCGAUUGCGUGGAUCAUUUCAUGAAAACCAGGCCCCGCUCAAAGAAUUUCUUCUUCCUUAAACUGUUCCUUUGCAUGCUCGUCUUCAUUGGCCUGGUUGUUCUGGGUGUUAAAUACCAAGAGGUUGCUGACUUUUUGAGCGAGCAAUGGGCACGUUAUCGGGAGAUUGUGGAAUAA
Molecule: messenger RNA, 1287 nt
Organism: Eublepharis macularius
Lineage: Eukaryota; Metazoa; Chordata; Lepidosauria; Squamata; Eublepharidae
Product: putative short-chain dehydrogenase/reductase family 42E member 2
Exons: 11
Coding region: 1-1287 (428 amino acids)
Biological process (GO): steroid biosynthetic process
Molecular function (GO): 3-beta-hydroxy-Delta5-steroid dehydrogenase (NAD+) activity
Source: RefSeq, a predicted model, not a curated record